UCAGCCCAUCCACCAAUCACGUACCGGUGUGCUGUGACGUCAUCGCGGAAGUAGCUAGCAAGACUACACCUGCUGUUGAAAACGACUCACUCAGGUAAACAGGUGCGAUGGCGGGGUCCUGGCUGUAGGGGGCGAGCAUGAUGCACAUCCUGGUGGCCAAGCUGCUGGGUCUGCUGGCGCUGUUGGCGCUCAUGCUGGCCGGCGUGCUGGUGCCGGCGCGCCUCCUGGCGGCCGACCGCCGCAAAGCGCAAAGUUACCGCCGCGCCGUCUCGCUCUGCAACGCCUUCUCGGGGGGCGUGUUCUUGGCCACCUGCUUCAACGCGCUGCUGCCGGCGGUCAGAGCCAAGGCGAACGACGUGCUGCAGCGGCUGAAGGUGGGCGGCGACUAUCCGGCGGCGGAGACGAUGAUGAUGGUGGGCUUCUUCGUCAGCGUCUUGGUGGAGCAGAGCGUGCUGACCUUCAGGAAGGAGACGCCGUCCUUCAUCGACCUGGAGACUUUCAACCGGGGCAGCUCGGAGGCGGGCAGCGACUCGGAGUGCGACGCGCCCUUCCUCUCCGAGGGACGCCGUCACGGCCACCGCCACGGACACCUGAGCCCCACGCAGCUGGCGGGGGCGGGGCCCGUGCGCCUCGCCAGUCUGGUCCUGGCUCUGUCCGCCCACUCGGUCUUCGAGGGCGUGGCGCUGGGCCUGCAAGAGGACGCCGCUAAGUUCGGCCGCCUCCUGCUGGGCGUGGCCGUGCACGAGACGCUGGCCGCCGCCGCGCUGGGCGUGAGCGCGGCCAAGGCGGCCCUCGGCAUGAAGGACGCCGCCAAGAUGGCCGUGGCCGUCAGCCUGAUGAUCCCGCUGGGCGCCGCCGUGGGCGUGGCCAUCGACUCUGCUCAGACACUAGCGGGGGGCGUGGUCUCUGUGGUGCUGCAGGGGCUCGCCGCCGGAACUUUCCUCUUCGUCACCUUUUUCGAGAUCCUGGCGCCAGAACUGGAGCACCAGGCAGACCGCCUCCUCAAAGUCCUCUUCCUGGUCCUCGGAUACGCCGCACUCGCCGCCCUCUCCUUCAUCCGAUGGUGACCCCCCCUGACCUUGCAGGUCAGAGUGCGCUUGGCACUAGACCUGGACAGGUAGAUCUAAGAUGAUAGACUACAAUGACACAGGGAUCUAGAACGGGCAGAGCUACUAGUAGAUCUGGAAUGACUAGAACAUGUAAAUCUGGAACAAACCCAACUAGUACAACAGAUCUGGAAUGACUUGAACAUGUGAAUCUGGAACAAACUCAACUAGAACCACACAUUUGGAAUGACUAGAACAUGUGAAUCUGCAACAAACUCAACUAGAACCACACAUUUGGAAUGACUAGAGUCAUGUGAAUCUGCAACAAACCCAACUAGCACCACAGAUCAGAAAUGACUCAAACAUGUGAGUCUGGAACAAACUCAACUCGAAACACAAAUCUGGAAUGACUAGAACAUAAGAAUCUGGAACAAACCCAACUAGAACCACAAAUUUGGAAUGACUAGAACAUGUGAAUCUGCAACAAACCCAACUAGCACCACAGAUCAGAAAUGACUCAAACAUGUGAGUCUGGAACAAACUCAACUCGAAACACAAAUCUGGAAUGACUAGAACAUAAGAAUCUGGAACAAACCCAACUAGAACCACAAAUUUGGAAUGACUAGAACAUGGGAAUCUGGAACCAACUCAACUAGAACCACAGAUCUGGAAUGACUAGAACAUGUGAAUCUGGAACAAACCUAACCAGAACCUCACAUCUGGAAUGACUAGAACAUGGGAAUCUGGAAGAAACCCAACUAGCACCACAAAUCUGGAAUGACUCAAACAUGUGAAUCUGGAACAAACUCAACUCAAACCACAAAUCUGGAAUGACUAGAACAUAAUAAUCUGGAAAAAAAACAAUCUAGAACCACAAAUUUGGAAUGACUAGAACAUGGGACUCUGGAACAAACUCAACUCGAACCACAAAUCUGGAAUGACUAGAACAUGUGAAUCUGGAACAAACCCAACUAGAACCACAGAUCUGGAAUGACUAAAACAUGGGAAUCUGGAACAAACCCAACUAGAACCAAAACUCUGGAAUGACUAGAACAUGUGAAUCUGGAACAAACCCAACUAGACCCACAAAUCUGGAAUGACUAGAACAUGGGACUCUGGAACAAACUCAACUCAAACCACAAAUCUGGAAUGACUAGAACAUGGGAUUCUGGAACAAACCCAACUAGAACCACAGAUCUGGAAUGACUACAACAUGUGAAUCUGGAACAAACCCAACUAGAACCACAAAUCUGGAAUGACUAGAACAUGGGAAUCUGGAACAAACCCAACUAGCACCACAAAUCUGGGAUGACUAGAACAUGGGAACCUGGAACAAACCCAACUAGAACCACAGAUCUGGAAUGACUAGAACAUGGGAAUCUGGAACAAACCCAACUAGAACCACAGAUCUGGAAUGACUAGAACAUGCGAAUCUGGAACAAACCCAACUAGAACCACAAAUCUGGAAUGACUAGAACAUGGGAAUCUGGAACAAACCCAACUAGCACCACAAAUCUGGGAUGAAUAGAACAUGUGAAUCUGGAACAAACCCAACUACUACCACAGAUCUGGAAUGACUACAACAUGGGAAUCUGGAACAAACUCAACUAGAACCACAAAUUUGGAAUGACUAGAACAUGUGAAUCUGGAACAAACCCAACUAGAACCACAGACCUGGAAUGACCAGAACAUGGGAAUCUGGAACAAACCCAACUAGAACCACAAAUUUGGAAUGACUACAACAUGUGAAUCUGGAACAAACUCAAAUAGAACCACAGAUCUGGAAUAACUAAAACAUGUGAAUCUGGAACAAACCCAACUAGAACCACAUAUUGGGAAUGACUAGAACAUGGGAAUCUGGAACAAACGCAACUAGAACCACAGAUCUGGAAUGACUAGAACAUAAGAAUCUGGAACAAACCCAACUAGAUCCACAAACCAGGAAUGACAAGAACAUGGGAAUCUGGAACAAACUCAACUCAAACCACAAAUCUGGAAUGACUAUAACAUGUGAAUCUGGAACAAACCCAACUAGAACCACAAAUCUGGAAUGACUAGAACAUGGGAAUCUGGAACAAACCCAACUAGUACCACAGAUCUGGAAUGACUCAAACACGUCAAUCUGGAACAAACUCAACUCAAACCACAAAUCUGGAAUGACUAGAACAUAAGAAUCUGGAAAAAACCCCAACUAGAACCACAAAUUUGGAAUGACUAGAACAUGGGAAUCUGGAACAAACUCAACUCGAACCACAAAUCUGGAAUGACUAGAACAUGUGAAUCUGGAACAAACCCAACUAGAACCACAACUCUGGAAUGACUAGAACAUGGGAAUCUGGAACAAACCCAACUAGUACCACAGAUCUGGAAUGACUCAAACACGUCAAUCUGGAACAAACUCAACUCAAACCACAAAUCUGGAAUGACUAGAACAUAAGAAUCUGGAAAAAACCCCAACUAGAACCACAAAUUUGGAAUGACUAGAACAUGGGAAUCUGGAACAAACUCAACUCGAACCACAAAUCUGGAAUGACUAGAACAUGGGAAUCUGGAACAAACCCAACUAGAACCACAACUCUGGAAUGACUAGAACAUGUGAAUCUGGAACAAACCCAACUAGACCCACAGAUCUGGAAUGACUAGAACAUGGGAAUCUGGAACAAACCCAACUAGAACCACAACUCUGGAAUGACUAAAAUAUGUGAAUCUGGAACAAACUCAACCAGAACCACAAAUCUGGAAUGACUAGAACAUGUGAAUCUGGAACAAACCCAACUAGACCCACAAAUCUGGAAUGACUAGAACAUGGGACUCUGGAACAAAGUCAACUCAAACUACAAAUCUGGAAUGACUAGAACAUGGGAUUCUGGAACAAACCCAACUAGAACCACAGAUCUGGAAUGACUAGAACAUGUGAAUCUGGAACAAACCCAACUAGAACCACAAACCUGGAAUGACUAGAACAUGGGAAUCUGGAACAAACCCAACUAGCACCACAAAUCUGGGAUAACUAGAACAUAUGAACCUGGAACAAACCCAACUAGAACCACAGAUCUGGAAUGACUAGAACAUGGGAAUCUGGAACAAACCCAACUAGAACCACAGAUCUGGAAUGACCAGUACAUGGGAAUCUGGAACAAACCCAACUAGAACCACAAAUUUGGAAUGACUAGAAAAUGGGAAUCUGGAACAAACCCAACUAGAACCACAAACCUGGAAUGACUAGAACAUGGGAAUCUGGAACAAACCCAACUAGCACCACAAAUCUGGGAUGACUAGAACAUAUGAACCUGGAACAAACCCAACUAGAACCACAGAUCUGGAAUGACUAGAACAUGGGAAUCUGGAACAAACCCAACUAGAACCACAGAUCUGGAAUGACCAGUACAUGGGAAUCUGGAACAAACCCAACUAGAACCACAAAUUUGGAAUGACUAGAACAUGUGAAUCUGGAACAAACUCAAAUAGAACCACAGAUCUGGAAUGACUAGAACAUGUGAAUCUGGAACAAACCCAACUAGAACAUGUACAUCUGGAACAAACCCAACUAGAACCACAAACCUGGAAUGACUAGAACAUGGGAACCUGGAACAAACUCAACUCGAACCACAAAUCUGGAAUGACUAUAACAUGGGAAUCUGCAAAAAACCCAACUAGAAUCACAAAUCUGGAAUGACUAGAAAAUGGGAAUCUGGAACAAACCCAACUAGUACCACAGACCUGGAAUGACUCAAACGUGAUUCUGGAACAAACCCAACUAAAACCACAAAUUUGGAAUGACUAGAACAUGUGAAUCUGGAACAAACCCAACUACAACCACAGAUCUGGAAUGAACUCUUUUUACAGGAAGCUCUAUUGGAUAGUACAGGUGACCCUGGAAAGGACUACACUAGAAUGACACGAAGAUCUAGACCUGUUUGAACUGUAUUUAAGGGAAAGGAUAGAACUGUAUUUAAAGGAAAAACUAGAACGGAUAGAACUAUAAUUACUGUUAUAUCUAGAAGGGAUAGAACUAUAAUUACAGGUAGAUGUAGGAGGGAUAGUACUAUAUUUAUAGAAAUACCUGGAACGUAUAGUACUGUAUUUAGAGGAAGUCUAGAACAGCACUAAUUUCAGGAAAACCUAGAACGGAUGGAAAUAUUGGAACUAUAAUUACAGGUAGAUGUGGGAGGGAUAGGCUAUAACUACAGGUAGCUCUAGAACGGAUAGUACUAUGAUUAUAGUAAGAUCUAGAACAGGUGGAACUGUAAUUACAGGUAGGUCUAGGUGGGCUAGACCUAUAAUUAUAGAAAGAACUAUAACGGAUAGGACUGUAUUUAGAGGAAGUGCUAGAACAGAUAGAACUAUAAUUAUAGGAAGAUCUAGAACGGAAAUAACUACAAUUACAGGUAGUUCUAAGAGGGAUGGACUAUAAUUAUAGGUAGCUCUAGAAGGGGAUAGAACUAUAAUUACAGCUAAAUAUAUAAGAGGGAUAGAAAUAUAGUUAUAGGAAGAUCUAGAAAGGAUAGAACUGUAUUUAGAGGAAGUCUAGUACCGAUAGUACUAGUUUCAGGAAGGCCUAGAUCGGAUGUAACUAAAAUUACAGGUAGAGCUAGAUAGCUUAGAACUAUAAUUACAGGUAGAUGUGGGAGGGAUGGACCUAUAACUGCAGGUAGUUCUAGAAGGGAUAGCACUAUAAUUGUAGGAAUAUCUAGUACAGGUAGGAUUGUAAUUACAGGUAGAUAUAGUAGGGAUAGACCUAUAAUUAUAAAAAGAUUUAUAACGGAUAGGACUGUAUUUAGAGGAAGUGCUAGAAAAGUUAAACUAUAAUUAUAGAAAGGUCUAGAACGGACAGAACUAUACUUACAGGUAGAUCUAGGAGGGAUAGACUUUAAUUACUGGUAGAUCAAGAAAGGAUAGAACUGUAUUUAAAGGAAGAUCUACAACGUAUAGACUAUAAUUUUAGGAAGACCUAGAACGAAUGGAACUAUAAAUCCAGGUAGUUAUAGGAGGGACAGAACUAUAAUUACAGGUAGAUCUAGAAGGGAUAUAACUAUUAUUACAGGUAGAUUUAGGAGGGAUAGCCUCUGUAAUUACAGGUAGAGCUAGGAAGGAUAGACUAUAAUUAUAGAACAAUCUAGACAGGUAGAACUGUAAUUACAGGUAGAUCUAGGAGGGAUAGACUAUAAUUAUAGAAAGAACCACAACAGGUAGAAAUGUAAUUACGGGUAGAUAUAGGAGGGAUAGAUUAUAAUUAUAGAAAGAUCUAAAACAGGUAGAACUGUAAUUACAUGUAGAUCUUGGAGGGGUAGUCCUAUAAUAUAGGGAGAUCUAUAACGGAUAGGACUGUAUUUAGAGGAAGUGCUAGAACAGAUAAAUUCUAUAAUUAUAGAAAGAUCUAGAACGGACAGAACUAUACUUCCAGGUAGAUCUAGGAGGUAUAACCUAUAAUUACAGGUAGAUCUAGGAGGGAUAGAACUUUAAUCAUAGGAAGAACUAGAAAUGAUAGAACUAUAGUUCCAGGUAAAACUAGAAGUGAUAGUACUAUAAUUAAAGGUAGAUCCAGAAAUAAUUGAGCUAUAAUUCCAGGUAGAUCUAGAAAUGAUUGUACUGUAAUUACAGGAAGAUCUAGAACAGGUGUACCUGGAAAGUACAAAACUAAAAUGGCUAGAACAAUAGUUACAGGUAAAACUAGAAGUGAUAGUACGAUAAUUAACAUUAGAUCCAGAAUUGAUUGAACUAUAAUUGUAGGUAGAUCUAGAAAUGAUAGUAAUAUAAUUACAGGUAGAUCUAGAAGUGAUAGUACUAUAAUUCCAGUUAGAUCCAGAAAUGACAGUACUGUAAUUACAGGAAGAUCUAGAACAGGUGUACCUGGAAAGUACAAAACUGAAAUGGCAAGUAGAACUGCAAAAAACAGGACUUGAAUGAAGCAGGUACAUCUGCAAUGGAUAAACGAUAGAUCUAGGACGGAUGGAAGCAGGAUUACAGGUCGUUCUAGAAUGGCUAAAACUAGAAUUACAAGUAGAACUAGAACGGACAGAACUAGAAUUGGAAAUGUGUGACGGAUAGAACUACAUGACAGGUCUAGAAAUGAUUGAACGAGAUUAGAUAGAUCUACUAGAAUCAGGUAGAUCUACAAACUAUGUAGACACUUUCAGACUAAAUCAAUGUUUUGUACGUCGUUAUUUACUUGACUUGAUACGGAUUUUUAUCUUGUGCUUGUGUUCUUGAUCCGAUUUCGUAUAUAAUCAUCAUAUUUGAUAUAUGACAUGUUUCAUGUAUCGAUGUUAAUCAAAUGUAUCAUAUUUGAUAUAUAAAUGAUAAACAUGAAAAACUAAAA
Molecule: messenger RNA, 7365 nt
Organism: Nerophis ophidion (straightnose pipefish)
Lineage: Eukaryota; Metazoa; Chordata; Actinopteri; Syngnathiformes; Syngnathidae
Product: zinc transporter ZIP3-like
Exons: 3
Coding region: 138-1067 (309 amino acids)
Biological process (GO): zinc ion transmembrane transport
Cellular component (GO): plasma membrane
Molecular function (GO): zinc ion transmembrane transporter activity
Source: RefSeq, a predicted model, not a curated record